Messenger RNA from Theileria equi strain WA, 315 nucleotides. RefSeq names its product serine/threonine protein kinase, putative. The transcript has 2 exons. Bases 1 to 315 code for a protein of 104 amino acids. Lineage: Eukaryota; Apicomplexa; Aconoidasida; Piroplasmida; Theileriidae. The record is from RefSeq and is a predicted model, not a curated record.
AUGUCUGGAUUUGAGGUCAUCAAACUCCUCCAUUACGGCAAGUGCAACGAUGUGUUUGUCUCUAGAGACGCUCAAGGGAACCUGGUGGCUGUAAAACGCUUUUACAAGCUGGAACUCGAAAAUCGCAGCGACUACACCAACCGCGGAGGCAAAAUCGUCAAACGGGACUGGACCCAGGCGUUUAAAGAGUCAAUUGACGUCCAACGGAUGAUUGAAUGCGAUUUUUGCAUCAAACUCUUGGAUGUAGUUGGAGAUUUUGACGCACAGGGCGGUGACGUUGAAAUGGGAGCUCUAUGGCUACAAACGGGAGCCUAA